Molecule: messenger RNA, 1536 nt
Organism: Trichoderma gamsii
Lineage: Eukaryota; Fungi; Ascomycota; Sordariomycetes; Hypocreales; Hypocreaceae
Product: aspergillopepsin F
Exons: 2
Coding region: 1-1536 (511 amino acids)
Biological process (GO): proteolysis
Molecular function (GO): aspartic-type endopeptidase activity
Source: RefSeq, a predicted model, not a curated record
AUGCAUUCACGACUUCUUUUGGCAGCCCUUUUCCUGGGCUUCAUUGCCCUGGUUUCGGCCGUGCCCAUGCAGAAGCGCUCGUUCAAGGUGGAACGACGAGCCAACCCCAACUUCACUGGAAACGAUGGAUUGAAGGCUCUGGCAAAGGCCUACCGCAAGUUCGGUAUGGAGAUGCCCCAGAACAUGAAGAAUGCUAUUGAGGUUCGCAAGGCUACCGAUGCUGCUCGCCGAGCUGUUCAGGAGGCCCGCAAGGCGAAGCGCCAGAGCCUUGCCGAUAUUCUUGGUGAGCUUGGCCUUCUUGGUGGAAACAACAACGCUGGAAAUGGAAAUGGAAAUGGAAAUGGAAAUGGAAACGGAAACGCAAAUGGCAAUGGAAAUGGAAACGCUGGUCAGGGCCAAGCUGCUGGUAACGCCAACGCCGGUGGACGACACCACAAGGGCAAGGGCCAGGGCAACGGUCAAGGUCAGGGUCAGGGUCAAGCUGCUGGUAACGGAACUGCUGCUGGUAACGGAACCGGUGCUGCUCAGCCCGCUGCCAACCCCUCUGGCCAGUCUGGAAGUGUCACCAACACCCCCGAAGGCAACGAUGUUGAGUUCCUGUCCCCUGUCAGCAUUGGUGGCCAGACCCUGAACCUCGACUUCGAUACCGGCUCCUCUGAUCUCUGGGUUUUCAACACUCAAAUGUCCUCUCAAUUCACCGCUGGCCACACUCUCUUCGACCCUACCAAGAGCAAGACUUUCAAGGCUAUCCAGGGUGCUACUUUCCAGGUCUCCUACGGUGACGGCUCCGGUGCUGAGGGCAACGUCGGCACUGAUGUCGUCAAUGUUGGCGGUGCUUCCUUCAACGCCCAGGCUGUCGAGAUUGCUACCGCUGUUACUCAGCAGUUUGUCGACGACCAGGCCAACGAUGGUCUGAUGGGCCUUGCCUUCUCCAAGCUCAACACCGUCCAGCCCCAGCAGCAAAAGACUUUCCUCGACAACGUCGCCAGCUCUCUCGCCGAGCCCGUCUUCACCGCCGACCUCAAGAAGGGUGCUCCCGGAACCUACACUUUCGGUGCCAUUGACCAGACUGCUUUCCAGGGCGAUCUCACCUUUGUCAAUGUCGACAACAGCCAGGGCUUCUGGCAGUUCAGCAGCGAGUCCUUUGCCGUCGACGGUGGUGCUACCCAGCAGGCUACCAAGGGUGGUCAGGCCAUUGCUGAUACCGGCACCACUCUCCUCCUUGCCGACCCCCUCAUCGUCAACGGCUACUACUCCCAGGUCCAGGGUGCCCAGAACGACGCUCAGGCUGGUGGCUUCACCGUCCCCUGCGAUGCUCAGCUCCCCGAUCUUGACCUUGACAUUGGUGGCAACUACGUCGCCCGCAUUAGCGGUGCCGACCUCAACUUCUCCCCUGUAUCUGGAAACACUUGCUUCGGCGGUCUCCAGGCCACUACCCAAGGUGGACUGGGUAUCUACGGUGACAUCUUCUUCAAGUCGCAAUUCGUUGCUUUCAACAUUGCCAACAACACCCUGGGCUUGGCUCCUCACAACUAA